AUGUCAGCUAUGCAAGACCUUAGACGUGAUUCUGUGAUUGAACAGAAAGCUGCGCCUGAAGCUCCAAAGCAAGAGCAAACCAACAAGCGUAUCAUUGCAUGUUCUGUCGAUCCCACAUCAGCUGGUUACGUUAUCAAUUGGAUAUUGGCUAACUUUGUGCGAGCUGAUCAAGACCAAAUUGUGUUGAUGCAUGUGCGACCCUUCGAUAUGCCUGUGGCUCCUUAUGUCGAUACCACCGGAUAUAUAACAGAAAUGCAGGAAGACCGUGAUGAGAGUCAUCGUUUCCUCAAGGCAUGCGCUACUCAAUUUUGGCACAAUGGCAUCGAUUGCAAGGCAGUAUCCAUGAUGGGUGAUCCCAAAGAAGAGCUUAUGCGAAAGGUGAAGGAUAUCAAGGCUGAUGUUCUCAUCAUGGGUGCACGUGGUUUAGGAGCUUUCAAGAGAGCUUUCCUUGGCAGUGUGAGUGACCAUUGUGUACAUCAUGCACCAUGCGCAGUGGUCAUUGUUAAGCACCCAGACGCACCCAAAUCACCCAAAUCAUCCAAAUCACCCAAAUCGAAAAAGUAG
This is a messenger RNA of Lichtheimia ornata, 564 nucleotides long. RefSeq lists its product as uncharacterized. The transcript has 3 exons. The record is from RefSeq and is a predicted model, not a curated record. NCBI's taxonomy places the organism in Eukaryota, Fungi, Mucoromycota, Mucoromycetes, Mucorales, Lichtheimiaceae. Bases 1 to 564 code for a protein of 187 amino acids.